Erigeron canadensis is the source of this 828-nucleotide messenger RNA. RefSeq lists its product as uncharacterized. The record is from RefSeq and is a predicted model, not a curated record. The transcript has a single exon. The coding region runs from base 94 to 543 and encodes 149 amino acids. NCBI's taxonomy places the organism in Eukaryota, Viridiplantae, Streptophyta, Magnoliopsida, Asterales, Asteraceae.
UCCACUCAUUCAUAUCACUCCACUCGCAAAAGAAAAAACACACACAUACAGUGAGUAUAAUAAUUGAUACUCAAAAAAGUCAAAAUCCACCAAAUGGAAGCCUUAAUCGACCAGUUCACAUUUCUCUCGGAUCAAGCUCUGAAUGACAAAAACUUCGACCCGUCAACCAUUGAAGAGCUCAUGAGACUAUUCGAGCUCGACUCAUACAACGCAUGGGCUGCAAUGGAGCUCGAGUACGAAACAGAAGUGGCAGAGGCCGAGAACUCGCUGCAAGAGGCCGAAGAUUAUCUGAAUUCUGCUAUGGAAGAUGCAAUGGAAGAAUUUAGAAAGUUUGAAGAGGAAAUGGAGCUCGAGGCGACUAAACAGCUACAAGGACUAUUGGCCAUUGGUGAAAGUGCUAGAAGACUUGGCAAGUCCAUGGAAAAAGCUGCCAAUUAUGCUUCGAAUAAGUACGUUGAGGCUGCGUUGAAUGCGGCUACCGCUUCUAUGAAAUCGGCUAUGAAGAGUGUUUCUAAUAAGUCGAAAAAAGUCCAUCCUUCUUAAAGCGAAUUUUUGAUACUGUUGUUGUUGUUGUGAUGGGAUCUGGUGCAUUAGUGCUGGUAUGAUGAAUUGCUAUAAGAAAAGUUGUUUUACUUUUGUUUUGAUUAAUAAAAAUCUAUGGGAAGUAUAUUAUAUUUUCAGAUGUAUGAUAUUUUUGUUUUUGGAGAAUUGGUUUAUGAAUUAUGAUGAUGAAUUUGUUACUAUUAAAUUCAUGUUGUAGAAUGUGAAUUGCUGAAUGCUGGACUCUAUGAUGCAUUCAUUCAUAAAUAUAAUUUAGUCUUUAUAGAA